Salvia hispanica is the source of this 4465-nucleotide messenger RNA. Its product is annotated as ABC transporter C family member 8-like. Gene Ontology annotation, molecular function: ATP hydrolysis activity; ABC-type transporter activity; ATP binding. Gene Ontology annotation, biological process: transmembrane transport. Lineage: Eukaryota; Viridiplantae; Streptophyta; Magnoliopsida; Lamiales; Lamiaceae. The record is from RefSeq and is a predicted model, not a curated record. Gene Ontology annotation, cellular component: membrane.
AUCUUCAAAACAAUGGCCUCCUCACUAGCUUUGUGGCGGGAAAUUUCUUGGUUGCAUGAAGAAAGAUUGUCAUCUUCUUUGAGAAGCAUCAUUGAUUACUUCAAUCUAUUGGCUGCCUUUAUCUUGUUUGUGGUUUUGCUUGUGACAAGGAGAAGUAGCUUUAGAGAGAGGAGAAGAGAUUGGUUUAGCAUAGCAAUUUUAGGGUGUUGUGCUCUUGUGAGCAUAGGAUACUAUGGUGCUGCCUUAAGCGAAGAAUCGAGUCGUUUAGUAUGGCUUGGAAGGGGGCUUGUAUGGACCACCUUAGCCGUGUCUGUGAUAGUUCGGAGUUCGAGAUUGAUUGCUGUAGUGAAAUCUGUUUGGUGGAUUGUGUUUUUUCUCUUGAUUUCAGCAUUCAAUAUUGUGGAAUUAGUGAAAUUUCAUGACAUAGAGAUUCUUGAAAUAGCACCUUGGCUUGCAAAUUUGUUGCUUUUGUUGUGUGGUUUGAGGAAUCUUCAGGGGAUUGUGUCUCAUCAAGUGUUGGAUUUGGACAGUAGCUUCUCUGAGUCUCUGCUGGUGAGAACCUCAGGAAAGGGUUGUUUCGAUUUAGAAGAAGCGUCGUUGUUAAGUAUAUUGUUGUUUUCUUGGAUCAAUCCUCUGCUUAAGUUAGGUAGCUCCAAAGCUCUAAAUCUUGAUGAUAUCCCUUCUCUUGGAUCUGAGGAUGAAGCCCUUUUGGCAUACAAGAGUUUUGGCGACGCGUGGAGUGCGCUUGAGGAGGAAAAGGGAGCCAAAAACUUGACAUUUUGGGCAAUUGCAAGAGUGUAUUGGAAAUGUAUGGUGGUGGCUGGGAUGUGUUUACUUCUUAGAACAGUUUGUGUUGUGGCAACUCCUUUGUUUCUUUAUGCUUUUGUCAACUAUUCGAAUCUUGAGGAGAAGGAUCUCGAGAAGGGUGUUUUCUUGGUGGGAUUGUUGGUUGUUUUGAAGGUUGUGGAGUCGCUGUCUAACCGGCAGUUUUACUUCUAUUCGAGACGAAUAGGGAUGAGGAUGAGGUCGGCUUUAAUGGUGGCUGUCUAUCAGAAGCAGCUUAAGCUCUCUACAUUAGGGAGGCAGAGGCAUUCGACGGGUGAGAUAGUUAAUUACAUCUCGGUUGAUGCUUAUCGUAUGGGCGAAUCCGUGAUGUGGUUCCACGUCGGGUGGGCUUCAACCGUGCAGCUGUUCCUAGCCAUUGGUGUUAUCUCCUCUGUCGUAGGCCUAGGUGUGGUCCCGGGGUUAGUCCCUUUCGCGUUCUGUGGGCUAAUGAACGUCCCGUUUGCAAGGCUACUGCAGAAGUUUCAGACAGAGUUCAUGGCUGCUCAGGACAAGCGAUUGAGGUCGUUUUCGGAGAUUCUCAACAACAUGAAGAUCAUCAAGCUGCAGUCGUGGGAAACGAAUUUCAAGACGUUGGUUGAAUCUUUUAGGCAGAGUGAGUUCAAAUGGCUGUCUGACACUCAGUAUAUGAAGACAUAUGGGACAGUUUUGUAUUGGAUGUCUCCAACGAUUGUGUCGUCCGCCAUUUUCUUCGGGUGCGUGAUUUUCAAGAGCGCGCUGCUGGACGCUGGCACUGUGUUCACGGUCAUGGCUGCGCUUAGGACCAUGUCUGAGCCGGUCAGGUUCAUACCGGAAGCUCUGUCUUGUUUGAUUCAGGUCAAGGUUUCGUUUGAACGGAUCAACGCGUUUCUGUUGGAAGACGAACUCAAACAAGACGAUGUGCAAAGAUGUGGAGGAGAUUUGGACCAUGUAAUUAGUAUACUAGGUGGUUGCUUUAGUUGGGAAGCAGAAGCAACUUCUUUGACACUAGAGGAUAUAACUGUUGAAGCGAGACGGGGGGAGAAGAUCGCGGUCUGUGGGCCCGUUGGCGCGGGGAAAUCGUCACUUUUGUAUGCUGUUCUUGGUGAAAUACCCAAGAUAUCUGGAAAUGUGAGUGUUCUUGGAUCAGUGGCGUACGUUUCGCAAGGUUCUUGGAUUCAGAGUGGGACUAUUCGCGACAAUAUACUCUUUGGGAAGGCGAUGGACAAGGCCAGAUACGAAGAGGCCGUUAGAGCGUGUGCUUUGGACAAAGAUAUCGAAAAUUUCGACUUUGGUGAUCUCACUGAGAUAGGCCAGAGAGGGCUGAAUCUGAGCGGAGGGCAGAAGCAGCGGGUUCAGCUUGCUCGAGCUGUGUACAAUGACGCGGAUAUAUAUCUCCUCGACGACCCUUUUAGCGCAGUAGAUGCACAUACAGCAGCAGCCCUUUUCAAUGACUGUGUGAUGACUGCACUAGCAAAGAAGACAGUGAUUCUUGUGACUCAUCAAGUGGAGUUUCUCAAUACCGUGGACAAAAUUCUGGUUGUUGAAGGAGGAAAAGUCACUCAAUCGGGAAGCUACGGGGAACUUCUGGUCGGAGGGACGACCUUUGAACAGCUCGUGUCUGCUCACACAAACAGCAUAGGAUCAUUUGAUGAGACAUAUGGUUCGAAUCAGCACGAGCAUCGCGUAGAGCCUGCAAAUCAAAUAGAGGAGGCUGUCGAUAAGGAGGAACGAGACGGGGGGAUUGUGAUGAAUCCGAAAACUCAGCUGACAGAGGAGGAAGAGAUAGGAGUUGGGGAUGUAGGGUGGAAGGCCUUCUCGCAUUACUUUCUUAUAUCUAAGGGACUCUUCGUCGCGUGCUGCGCUCUCGUAGCUCAUUGUGGCUUCGUGGCUCUCCAAGGCACAGCGAGCUUUUGGCUUGCGUUUUCAAUCCAAAAUACGGAGAAAAGUAGCGUCUAUGUCGUUGGAAUCUACACUCUUAUAUCCUUGCUCAGUGCCGUCUUUGUGUAUUUCAGGGCAUUCUUUGCAGUUCUGUUAGGACUCAAAGCUUCGAAAUCCUUUUUCUCCGGCUUCACCAACUCCAUCUUCAAUGCUCCGAUGCUCUUCUUCGAUUCCACCCCAGUGGGGAGGAUUCUAACGCGUGCGUCGUCUGAUCUCAGCGUCCUCGACUUUGACAUACCUAUGGCGUUCCAGUUCGUUCUGGCAGCCUCGGUUGAGAUUGUUUCGACAAUAGGCAUUAUGGCCUAUGUAACAUGGCAAGUUCUCAUUGUGGGCUUAUUUGCUAUUGUGUCUUCAAAAUACAUCCAAGGAUACUACCAAAAAUCCGCGGGCGAGCUGAUGAGAGUCAACGGAACCACAAAAGCCCCGGUUAUGAACUACGCAUCAGAGACAGCUCUAGGAGUUGCAACCAUACGAGCAUUUGGAGUUUCGGACAAGUUCUUCUCGAACUACCUUAAACUUGUCGAUAGGGAUGCUAAGGUGUUCCUGUCCUCAAACGCGGCCUUGGAGUGGCUCGUUUUGAGAACUGAAGCACUUCAGAAUCUUACGUUGUUCACUUCUGCUAUCUUUCUAGUGAUUUUUCCGAAUAGCUACAUUGCUCCGGGUCUCGUAGGGCUGUCGCUUUCCUAUGCUUUCGCGCUUACUGGAGCGCAGGUGUUUCUGUCGAGAUGGUAUAGUAGUUUGGCUAACUACAUCGUCUCUGUGGAGAGGAUCAAACAGUACAUGAACAUACCGCCCGAGCCUCCAGCUGUCAUACCAGAUAACAGACCUCCAGCUUCAUGGCCUCAAAAGGGUAGAAUCGAGCUGGUCGAAUUGAAGAUACGCUAUCGGCCUAAUGCUCCAGUAGUCCUCAAGGGGAUCACCUGCACUUUCGAAGAAGGGAAGCGAGUGGGGGUCGUGGGAAGGACCGGGAGCGGGAAAACCACUCUGAUCAGCGCAUUGUUUCGCCUUGUUGAGCCUCAUGGUGGGAGGAUACUCGUGGAUGGGCUCGAUAUUUGCUCUAUAGGCCUUAGAGAUUUGAGGCUAAAGCUCAGCAUUAUCCCUCAAGAGCCAACUCUGUUUAGAGGAAGUGUUAGAACAAAUCUUGAUCCAUUAGGCCUUUACUCUGAUGAUGAGAUUUGGAAGGCCCUUGAAAAAUGCCAACUUAAGUCAACAAUCAGUGAACUUCCAAACUUACUAGAAUCUUCUGUGAGUGAUGAAGGGGAGAAUUGGAGCAUGGGGCAGAGGCAACUCUUCUGCCUAGGAAGAGUGCUUUUGAAGAGGAACAAGAUCUUGGUUCUAGACGAGGCGACCGCCUCUAUUGACUCGAACACAGAUGCCAUUUUGCAGAGGAUCAUCAGGGAGGAGUUCUCCGACUGUACAGUGAUAACUGUGGCGCAUCGCGUUCCAACUGUGAUUGAUAGUGACAUGGUGCUGGUCUUGUCUUAUGGGAAGUUGGUGGAGUAUGAUGAACCUUCAAGGCUUAUGGAGAUUAAUUCCUCAUUUUCAAAGCUUGUGGCUGAGUAUUGGUCUACUUGUAAGAAGAAUCACUAGUGCAUUUUGUUUGUGCGAGAGAGAAGUAAUUUUAUUUGUAAUUGCUUGCAUUUUUUUUUCAAUUUUUUUUUCUUCAUGGGAGCUAAUAUGUCUCAAAGUAAGUUCAUAAAUUUCAAUUUUUUCACACACUAAA